AUGGCAAACACCAAUGACCCCAAAGCAGCCGAAGCGGCACUCAAGGCCGCAAACCGACGUGCUGAUUUCAAGCAGAUUGAGGCUUCUCGACCAGUGUUUGACCAGUCUACCACCAUCCAGUUCACCCAGCCCCCAGACCCAGACUGGGCGUAUGGCUCAGGGUCCAACCGAGCCUGGGACAGCUCCGCUGGGCACACCUCGAUUGAUCCGUACGCCGCUGAUCGGACAUUGAUCGAUAACUACAGAUUGCUCGUCAGCGGGAUUGUACCGCGUCCCAUCGCCUUUGUGUCGACAUGUUCUCGCGACGGAAAAGAGCAAAAUCUGGCACCGUUUAGCUUUUUCCAAUUUGUCAACGUUGACCCCCCGGUGAUUGCCCUCGCUGUCACCAGCCCGAUCGGUGCGGCAAAGGAUACUUUGCGGAACCUCCUUGAUACUGGGGAAUGCGUCAUUAAUAUCGUGAGCGAGGGGUUUAUCGAAGCAGUAAAUGCUGCCAGCGUCAAUGCCCCCUACGGUGCCUCCGAAUGGGACAUCAGUGGCUUGACGCCUGUAUACGAUACCAAAACUGUGUUACCCCCGCGUGUGAAGGAAUCCAUCUUCAGCAUCGAGGCGAAGCUGGAAAGCGUGCGCAACUUUACCAGCAGAUUAAACCCCGGAACGAAAUCUGGUUCUUUGCAGCUUGUAGAAGUCUCGCACUUCUGGGCUCGCGAUGAUGCCCUCACUCCUGAUGGGAAGGCUUUGGAUAUUUCGGUCUUGCGGCCAGUCAGCAGGCUAGGUGGCCUCUCAUAUGGCCGGUUGACACAGGUUUUUGAUCUACCGCGGCCAGACUUUGAUCAGGAUGUAGGCGGAUCGGAGGGCUACGAGAGACUGAAGAGAGGGAGGAAGCAAAGGGAAAACAGUGCUCCCUAG
Messenger RNA from Aspergillus versicolor CBS 583.65, 906 nucleotides. RefSeq names its product flavin reductase family protein. Lineage: Eukaryota; Fungi; Ascomycota; Eurotiomycetes; Eurotiales; Aspergillaceae. The transcript is spliced from 2 exons. The coding region runs from base 1 to 906 and encodes 301 amino acids. The record is from RefSeq and is a predicted model, not a curated record. Gene Ontology annotation, molecular function: FMN binding.